CAAAAUGGAAAUUAUGCGAGCUGCGAAGCUGUAGUUAGAUCAAAAACUUACAUCGCAAUGACGUGCAGGAUAAACUGAAAUGUUUCGGCAACCCCACUCUCCUCCCGCCCUUUCGCCAUCCCUUACUUCCUAUGAGAUACCCAUGCCUAGCCCAGGCUACGCCUAGUACUCGGCAGUAUGUACUUUGCUUACGGCUGGCCCAAGGUGGCCUUGACUGACCUUCCCGCUGGCGACACAUAUGUUUAUUUGCAUGCAACCGAAAAAUACCUGUUCGCUGUGUCGCGUACAUGCGUACAGCUAUGGACAGGAGGUCUACACAGGAUUAAGCUUAGCGAAUGCAUUCGGAACGAGGAGGAUGUCAAGCAAGAGGGAUGGCAUAUGGCAGCGCUUUGGUCCCCUGCAAAAGCAACGCUGGCCAUCCUGACGUCGGAGAAUUACCUGCAUUUAUAUGCGAUCCAUUCAUGGAAGGACACGUUGUUGCACCCCUCGUGCAACUCCGCCGCAAAGGACAUCCAGAAAGUGGAUAUUUACCUCCGGAACAGCAUUCGCAUGGAGAGCGAGGCGCGGGCGCUUUCCCUUACCGGGGAUAGCCGUCUGUUGCUCGUCGGGUUUGCGGAUGGCACCGUUGCAUCGCUGUCCUGGAACGGAAAGAUGCGUGAGGUGGCCUACCCCCUGGACGACGCAACCGACUUCUACGACGACUUCUUCGCAGCCGAGGACGAACCCUCGCCCAGCCCCCGCAUGCCCCCCUACCGCCCCGCCGGCGCCCAACAGCACAGCAGCGGCGGCCUCUCCCCACUCCCCGAAUCCCAACCCUGGCAGGACACCCUCCCGCCCCCCUACCUCACCCCCGACUUCCUCCCUGCCGACUCAAUCACCUCCCAAAGCGGCAACCCCCCGCCACCCGCCACCACCCCGGCCGGCGGCAACUCCUUUGCCAGCCUGGGCCCGGGCCCCGGUGCCAGCGGCGGCAGCAGCAGCAACAGCCUCUUCGCGCCGGCAGCCGCCUCCGCAGCAGCCCUGUCUCAGCCGCCACCGGGGCGGGCUUACAGCGGCAUCCCUCCCUCGGAGCUCAGUCGUGCCAUCGUACAGAUGAGCUACUGCGAGGCCAGCAAGCAGGUGGUGAUGGUGCUGGCGGAUGGUGCCUGCGCGGUGUGCAGUACGGCGGAGGGCGGGCUGAGUCCGCUGCCCGAGCUGUGUUUCGGGCGGUGGCUGUGCGGACCGGCGCAGCAGGCGGUGUAUGCGCAGGUGUGCGCGCGGGCGCAGCUGAUUGCGGUGGGGCGGGAAAAUGGCGAGGUGGAGCUGUUCAGGUUGCACCGCACGGCCAACGGCUCCCCGGGGGGUCCGGACUCGCACCCGGGCGGCUUCCCGGGCAGUGGUGGCAGCGGGGGUGCCUCCGGAGGGGCCGCCGGGGCGGCGUUGGAGCCCCCGGUGCGGACCCUGUCGCUGGAGAGCUGGGGGCACAAGGUGCAGCAGACGGGGCCCGUGGCGCAGAUCGAGUGGUCCCCCGACGGCCGAGCGCUGGCGGUGGGCUACGCGGGGCAGGGUGUGGUGGUGUGGUCGCCCUCGGGCUGCCGCCUCAUGUGCAGCCUGCGCCAGCCGCCCCCCGGCGCCCUCUCCGCCUUCCCCUCCCUCGCCUCCCGCGGCCUCUCCGCGCAGCCCAGCCUAGCCCGCCGCUCCAUGAACGCCCCCGAGCACAGCAGCCGCUCGCUGCUGCUCCCCCGCACCCCAGCCUCCACCCUCGGCGGCGCCCCGCCGGGGCCGCCACCCCAGGUUCCGCUAGACGGCGGCGUGAGCGCGCUGUGUUGGGGCCCUAUGGGCUACCAGCUGUCAGUGGCGGAGGUGGGCGGCGGCGGCGGGCUGGGUCUCGGUGCUGGCGGCGGCGGCGGGCUGGUGGAGGUGGUGUUUGCGCACAGCCUGCCGGGGCAGCACAGGGUGGCGCGCGGGGGGCUGGGCAGCGGCGCGGCGGACGAGGAG
Molecule: messenger RNA, 1977 nt
Organism: Astrephomene gubernaculifera
Lineage: Eukaryota; Viridiplantae; Chlorophyta; Chlorophyceae; Chlamydomonadales; Astrephomenaceae
Source: the annotation of a GenBank genome assembly